GCGGGAGAUUUAGGAGCAGAGGACCGAGUCUGUGGAGUCGUCCGAGAAAGUUUCUGGUGGUUUGUGAAAAUGCCUUGUGAGAGGAAGCCGAUGCGCUUCGACCACUCCGAGGGACACACCGAGGUCUGCUUCGAUGACUCCGGAAAGUUCAUUGUAACCUGCGGAAAUGAUGGAGAUGUUCGGAUUUUCGAGGGACUGGAUGACGAUGAUCCAAAGUUCAUAUCCGUCGGGGAAAAGGCGUACUCUCUCGCUCUCAAGAACGGCAAGCUGGUGACGGCAAGUUCGAGCAACACAGUGCAGAUCCACACGUUUCCUGACGGCGAUCCAGAUGGCAUCCUCACCCGGUUCACUACCAACGCCACACAUGUCGCCUUCAACAGCAUUGGCUCGAGAGUGGCUGCCGGAUCCAGCGACUUCAUGGUUAAAGUAGUGGAGGUGUCGGACAGCAGCCAACAAAAAACACUCCGGGGCCACGAAGCGCCUGUUCUCAGUGUCACAUUUGACCCCAAAGAUGACUUCCUGGCGUCUGCCAGCUGUGAUGGCGCCGUCAUCGUGUGGAAUAUUGAGGAGCAGACUCAGGUGAUCAGCUGGCCUCUGCUGCAGAAGACCAACGACGUCAGUAAUGCAAAGUCUCUGUGUCGGCUGGCCUGGCAGCCCGGGACUGGCAAGUUUCUGGCAGUUCCUGUGGAGACAAAGGUGCACCUGUACCAGCGAGGGUCCUGGGAUCAUGUGAGCACUCUGUCCGAUGAUCUGCUGUCACAGCCCAUCAACGUGGUGGCCUGGUCUCCAUGUGGGCGGUACCUGGCGGCGGGCAGUGUUGGGGGUUCACUGAUGGUGUGGGACGUGAACAGCAAGCUGUGUGUAGAAAGACAGAAGCAUGAGAAGGGCUUCACAGUGUGCGGUUUGGCCUGGCAUCCGUCAGGCACCCAGAUCGCCUACACGGACACAGAGGGCUGCCUGGGCCUGCUGGACGGACUCAGCACCUCCAACACCACCAAGGCACCAGAGCAAACUCCAGCAAAAGACUACGACGACCUGUUCGACGAUGACGAUGACAGACUCAUGGACGAAGGACUGAGUGACACCAACUCGCCAGUGAAGAAACCUGUCGCAGAGGAGGAUGACGACGAUGACGAUGAUUUCCUCGUGCCUGCAACGGGGCGGGUGAGGAACAGAGAGGCGAUCCUGGAUGAUGAGAACUCGCGAGACACAGGGUCGCUAAGGCUCGGUCAGGACAAGUUCGGGGACGAUGACGACUCGGGCAGCGUUGUCGUGCCGGCCGCCGCCCCGCUGCUGCCCUCUCGUCCUGUCUAUGACGGACCUCUGCCGACACCUCCCCAGAAGGCCUUUCAGCCUGGCUCCACCCCGGCACAUCUCACGCACCGCUUCAUGAUGUGGAACUCUGUGGGAAUCGUGCGAGGCUACAACGACGAGCAGGACAACGCCAUCGACGUGGAGUUUCACGACACGGCCGUGCACCACACCAUGCACCUCACCAACUCGCUCGAACACACCAUGGCCGAUCUUUCCCAGGAGGCCGUGCUGCUGGCCUGUCCCAGCACGGACGAGCUCGCCAGUAAGCUUCAGUGCCUCCACUUCUCAUCAUGGGACACUAACAAGGAGUGGAUGGUGGACCUGCCGAAGGGCGAGGACGUGAGAGCGCUGUGUCUGGGUCAGAGCUGGGCGGCGGUCGCCACCAGCACCCUGAUGCUCAGACUCUUCUCCAUCGGCGGCGUCCAGAGGGAAAUUUUCAGCCUGCCGGGUCCCGUGGUCUGCAUGGUCGGACACGGAGAGCAGCUGCUCAUCGUCUACCAUCGGGCUGCAGGGUUUGACGGCGAUCAGGCUCUGGGUGUCCAGCUGCUGCAGUUCGGGCGAAGGAAGAGGCAGCUCAUCAACGGCGAACCCCUCCCACUGUCUCACAAAUCCUACCUGUCCUGGCUCGGAUUCACUGCCGAGGGUACGCCGUGCUAUGUGGAUUCGGUGGGUGUGGUCCGGAUGCUGAACCGCUCCCUGGGCAACACAUGGACACCAGUGUGUAACACCAGAGAGACGUGCAACAGCAAAUCAGAUCACUACUGGGUGGUCGGAGUACAUGAGAACCCUCAGCAGCUCAGGUGUAUUCCAUGUAAAGGCUCCAGGUACCCUCCCACCCUGCCCAGACCUGCUGUGGCCAUCCUGCCCUUCAAGCUGCCUCUGUGUCAGACCACCACAGAGAAAGGACAGAUGGAGGAGCAGUUCUGGCGUUCGGUCCUCUUCCACAACCACUACAGCUUCCUGUCCUCCAGCGGCUACGAGAUUGACGAGCAUGGACAGAGUCAGUCCCAGAAGGAGCAGCAGGAGCUGCUCAUGAAGAUGUUUGCGUUGUCCUGUAAGCUGGAGAGAGAGUUUCGCUGCGUGGAGCUGGCGGAGCUCAUGACUCAGAACGUGGUGACUCUGGCCAUUCGAUACGCGUCCAGAUCCAGACGCAUGGCCCUCGCUCAGCGGCUCAAUGAGAUCGCUCUGGAGAAGGCCAACCAGAUCCAGGAGGAAGAGGAAGAGGAGCCAGAAUACUCCAGACAGACUGCUGGGUAUGACCGGAGCGAGGCCACUGGAGGACGUUACUGCAGCAGGCGUAAUCAGGAGGAGGAAGAGGAGCAAGAAGAAGAGCUCGGGGUGGUGGAGGAGGACGGACAGGAGAUGGAGUCAGAGGAGGCGGCAGAGACCAGAAAACGUGUGAAUCCGUUUGCUAAAGAUGCCGGUUCACCUGUGGAGCCGUCUCUGACACCAGUUGGUAAAGCUGGACGUGCAAAUCCUUUCAAGGUGCUCGGCUCUGGUAAGCCCUCGGCCUCGUCAGGUCAACCCCGAGUGACAAACAUCCUGGACAACAUGACGUCCAGCAGGAAGUUGGGUCCGCUCAGCGGAUCUGCAGGGAAACCGAACAAAGGCCCCGUCCUCAAACCGCUGGCCCCCAGACCCAAGACGAAGACUCAGUCCACUCUGCUGCAGAUGACUGGCAAAAAGGCAGCCAAUAAGAAGAGUCAGGAGAACACAGAGCCAGCUGCAGGUCAGCAGAAACGACCAGACGUCCCGCCUCCAACCUCACCUGCAGAUAACACUGAAAAUAAGAGGCCAAAGACGGGCUUCCAGCUGUGGCUGGAGGACAACAGGAAGAGUAUUCUAGCUGAUCUCCCAGACCUGGAGGAGACCGACAUCAUCAAAGAGGCCAUGGGACGCUUCAGGACGCUGUCAGCAGAGGAGCGAUUGUCGUGGACGGAAAGAGCGAAAGGACAGACCGGAGACGCAGCAGAUCUGAAGAAGAGGAAAAGAGCAGAAGAAGAAGAAGAAGAAGAAAGAGGAGGUGUGGAAAAUGAAAAUGGACAAGCAGAAGCAGAUGAAACUAGCGCCAAGAAGAAGAAAUCUUUGGAUCCCUCCUCCAAGCUUUCGGCCUUCGCUUUUAACAAGUUUUAAUAGUUUGCUGAUGGAGGUUUUUGGUCGGAUUAACGCGUGAAAGCUGUAAUGUGUUUCCUGUGUUGAUGAAUGCGUUCUCUGUUCUUUGAGGCACUUAAUCAGAGCAUUUAAAGCCCUUUAAACGCCUUUAAAGUGACUAUAACAUCUAUACAAACAUGCUGUUUUUUCACAAUAAAAUAAAUGUAAAUCUUAGUUCACAUUUUAGUCUUUUAUUCCCUCUCUGUGGCAUCGACUUUAUUCACAUAAAGCAGCCAAAAAGGGAGAAAAUGUUUCCUGACUUCUGUUAUCUGUCUGUGGAUCUCAGCUCCAAGACCAGUGGUUCUUACUGACAGCAUUAAAAAACAAAUAUAAAAUAUGUUGUUUCAAGUUUAAAUAAAGUAUUUCCUCCUGUUUCAAGCGUUACUGAAACAGUAGGGAAUCGUGCAUUUGUUGGGGACUAUUUUUACUGGCGGAUGAAUCCACAUUUGGUGCUAUAGUGAGUGUUUGUGGCUGCUGGACUGUGCGUGCGUUCAUGGUGAUGAAGAACAUGUCAGCCAGUAUAACAGUGAGGCUCAUUAUGUGUUUUUAAUGGCGCACAAUGGCUCAGAGGAUGAAGAUCCAUCUGGCUGUGAUACACACAACACUGUAUGUAUGUAUGUAUAUAAAAUACCCCCAGAUUUCACCUUUAAUAAGAUGUUAAAUAUUCUCACACUGUAAAAAACAUCAUCUCACCUGCUUCUGGACACAUUUCAGGAUGUUAAACUUUACACACAUCAGUGGUCAUGUAGAAGAAUAGAAUACAUCUUUAUU
Molecule: messenger RNA, 4236 nt
Organism: Chelmon rostratus (copperband butterflyfish)
Lineage: Eukaryota; Metazoa; Chordata; Actinopteri; Chaetodontiformes; Chaetodontidae
Gene: wdhd1
Product: WD repeat and HMG-box DNA binding protein 1
Exons: 25
Coding region: 70-3447 (1125 amino acids)
Biological process (GO): DNA repair; mitotic cell cycle; DNA-templated DNA replication
Cellular component (GO): nuclear replication fork
Molecular function (GO): protein binding; chromatin binding
Source: RefSeq, a predicted model, not a curated record